Messenger RNA from Cucumis melo (muskmelon), 588 nucleotides. RefSeq lists its product as uncharacterized. Gene Ontology annotation, molecular function: nucleic acid binding; zinc ion binding. Bases 1 to 588 code for a protein of 195 amino acids. The transcript has 2 exons. NCBI's taxonomy places the organism in Eukaryota, Viridiplantae, Streptophyta, Magnoliopsida, Cucurbitales, Cucurbitaceae. The record is from RefSeq and is a predicted model, not a curated record.
AUGAGGCAACUCGAACAACUAUCUCCAUCAAUGAGGCAUGAGUUGGAAGCAGUGGGAAGACAUAAGUGGGUCAGGGCAUUUUUUAGGAGAAAAAGAUACCAAGUUAUUACAACCAACAUCUCUGAAAGUAUGAACUCUACCUUGAAAGAACAACGAGAAUUGCCUAUAUAUCCUGUAGACCAACAUGAAUUUGAAGUCCACCAUCGUAAGGAACAAUUUGUCGUCAAUAUUUUAAAUCGAACAUGUUCAUGUCGUCAAUGGGACCUUGAUUUGAUCCCUUGUUCACAUGCAUGUAUAGCAUUGUCCACAAGGAAUCUUAAUCUUCAUUUAUACACUGAUAAGUUGUACUAUGUCUCAAAUUUAAUAAACUUGUACAAGAAGGGGAUGCGUCCUAUUGGUACUGUAAACCAAAUUAGGAAUACCCACCAAGGUGGCAAUGAUGGAAUACUUCCACCGCAGGUUAAACGUGCAGCUGGAAGACCUAAAAAGAAGAGGUUUACUUCAUUUUUAGAGAAGAAAGCCUCUGUUCGUUGUAGCGGGUGUGGUAAAAAAGGUCACAAUUGCAGGUCCUGUAAAGAACCCAUUUAG